CUUUUGAUUCUUGCCCAGUUCGGUCGUGUUUCCGUGCGCUUACUUCUCGCAAACCGGUUCAGUGCCAUAAUAUUGUUUUCCCUUUGAUAAAACAAUAUAAAAUCCCAAAAUGAAGAUAGAUCUUGUGGUGGAUAAUGGACCGUGCAACUCGGAUCUCCGUAGCUGGUGUCUCGGAAUAGCGAUCUACUGGCUAGUUAGCAUGACAUUAAGCGUACUAGUCGCUCCAAACGUACUCAACUUUGUUGGAUUUGCAAUUGUUGUUGUUGCAAAUGUUUGUUUACUUAUCGGCACUCAGAGGGAAAAGCCAAAGCUGUUCAUAGUUUGGUUGAUUUUCGCCGCGAUUGAAGCUAUCAGCUUUCCGUUCGCCGUUUUGGGUGUUAUCUUCCACUACGGCGGAUAUCGUGAGGCUACUGGAUUUAACAACAUUUUUGGCGCCUUGAUCAUCUACAUCAUUAAUUUCUUACUUAUUGCCUUCAGCGCCCGUCUUGUGUACUCCCACUACCUCCAGCUUAAGAAUCGUGAGGACAGCAAUUCGCCACGCACAGUGAAUGUGAUUUAGUUCUUAACUGCUAGACUGUUCGUUGGGGGAAGUCCCCGUUUCAAUAAAACGCGCUUGUUUAUUUGAAUUGCA
Drosophila ficusphila is the source of this 631-nucleotide messenger RNA. RefSeq lists its product as uncharacterized. The transcript has 4 exons. NCBI's taxonomy places the organism in Eukaryota, Metazoa, Arthropoda, Insecta, Diptera, Drosophilidae. Bases 110 to 559 code for a protein of 149 amino acids. The record is from RefSeq and is a predicted model, not a curated record.